GUCGACGGUGGCCGGAUUGCCGAAAUUCAUGGUGCUGAAAUCCAAGUCCGACGGGAAAUACCUGCACUACCUCUGGAACGACACUCCUUCGGGCCGUACGUCAACGACCUGGGAUGCAUGCGACUCCUGGACCCGCUCAGCCCGUUCGUGAAGCUGGAGGUAGUCCCGUCCGGAUCCGACCCGGCCCAUCUGAUCCACCUCCGCUGCUGCCACAACAACAAGUUCGUGCAGCUCGACAGCAAGUACGGCGUGUCCUGGAUCUCCGCCACCGCCAACGGGCCGGACGAGAGCACGGCGGUCCACCUCCACCCUAUCUUCCGGCCAUCUUCCCGCCGGGCGUGUGAAAACUAG
Messenger RNA from Linum tenue, 351 nucleotides. NCBI's taxonomy places the organism in Eukaryota, Viridiplantae, Streptophyta, Magnoliopsida, Malpighiales, Linaceae. The record is from the annotation of a GenBank genome assembly.